UGUCACGCUGGGCAGGCUUCAUGUUUCACAAAAGAGGAAGCUGUCAAAAAAAUACAAGCAAAGCUGCUGUGACAAUGAGGCACUUCUUCCUCAUUCUGUUUCCCUAUCUUGGUGUGUUUGGCAUUCAGGGGGCUUCAGAUUUCAGGAUCUGUGCCUUUAACCUGCAGCAUUUUGGGGAGUCCAAAUCCAAGAAGCAGGAUGUCAUGCAGAUGUAUGCUAAGAUCAUCACACGGUGCGAUGUGAGUCUGCUUCAGGAAGUGAGAGACAAAAAACAAAAAGCUUUGCCCCAGUUGCUUGAGCAUCUAAACAACUAUGACCUUAAUCACGAGUACAAAGCUGUGGCAAGUGCGAGACUGGGCAGAUCUGAAACAUACCAGGAGCAGUAUGUGUUUGUCUACAGGGCUGAUAGAGUGACUGUAACGGGCCAGUAUCAGUACCCAGAUGACAGGCCAGGAGAUGUUGAUGCCUUCUCCAGAGAGCCGUUCGUUGUCCGCUUCAAAGCUCGAGACACUGCGAUCAAGGAGUUUGUCCUCAUCCCACAACAUACAAGUCCAGCUAACGUCUCUAAGGAGCUUGAUGCACUGUAUGAUGUUAUGCAGCAUGUGAGGAGGAUGUGGAAAACUGAGAAUGUGAUGCUUCUUGGGGACUUCAAUGCUGAUUGUGCCUACCUUUCCAAGAGGAGCCGCGGGAAAUUGCGCUUGUUUACGGACAACAGUCUGUUCUGGUUGAUGCCAGAGAAGUCGGACACAACUGUCCGAGCGACCACUUCCUGCGCCUAUGACAGGAUUGUUGUGCAUGGAGACGUGUUUUCCAAUGCAGUUGUACCCUUUUCAGCCAAGCCCUUUAACUUUCAAAUGGAAUAUCAUCUUACAGAGGAAGAGGCACUCAAGGUGAGUGACCAUUACCCCAUUGAGGUCCUGCUGAAGAACAACGCAUCAAAAGUUUCCUUUAGCCUCUUCCUGGUCUCUCUUCUUAUAUUCAUUUUAAGAUGUAUCAACCAGUUGGAUGGGAAUCCUAUCAGAGGUGGUGUAGUAUCAUGAGAUGAACCUCUUAUUGUACAAAGUAAUAAUCAUAAUAAUUCAGGUAAAACACAGCAAACUCUCUUACCUCACAGGAAAUCUCUAUCUCUUGCAAGGCUUUUGAACUUUGGUAAAUAAAAGGACAUAGCAGAAGUGAUAAGAUCGGCACUGGGAACUUUCAGGCUUUCGUAGUGUGACACUGACUUUUUGUAUCAGUCAGAACAAAUAUUAUAAUAAUAUAGUAUUUGUACAGUAUUAGUUACCAUAAGGCGGCACGGUGGACGACUGGUUAGAGCGUCAGCCUCACAGUUCUGAGGACCGGGGUUCAAUCCCCGGCCCCGCCUGUGUGGAGUUUGCAUGUUCUCCCCGUGCCAGCGUGGGUUUUCUCCGGGCACUCCGGUUUCCUCCCACAUCCCAAAAAACAUGCAUUAAUUGGAGACUCUAAAUUGCCCGUAGGUGUGAAUGUGAGUGCGAAUGGUUGUUUGUUUGUAUGUGCCCUGCGAUUGGCUGGCAACCAGUUCAGGGUGUACCCCGCCUCUUGCCCGAUGAUAGCUGGGAUAGGCUCCAGCACGCCCGCGACCCUAGUGAGGAGAAGCGGCUCAGAAAAUGGAUGGAUGGAUGGAUGGAUAGUUUCCAUAAAUGUUUCUUCAAAUACAGGUACAGCACAUCUCAAUAAAUUAGAAUAUGGUCGAGAAGUAAAUUUAUAUGAAAAUACAUUUCAGAGGACAAAUUCCUUCCUAAUUUCUACAUAAAAAACAGUUACAUUGUUUCUUGAUUGUUUGUUAUGUAAUAUUCUAGUUAGUAUUCUAGGGCUCUUUAUCACGCAUCUAUCAGUAGUUAACUAUAAGCCAAAAGAUGUGCAUUAUUUUUCAUAUUGGAAGAGUUUGUGGUUGUGAUGCUAUAAGCAAUGUUUGCUUUCUGUUUGUAUGUAAACUAUGUCAACCGAAAUUAAUAAACAAGACUGCCUAUUGUU
Phyllopteryx taeniolatus (common seadragon) is the source of this 1992-nucleotide messenger RNA. RefSeq names its product deoxyribonuclease I-like 1 (gene dnase1l1). Gene Ontology annotation, molecular function: DNA nuclease activity. Lineage: Eukaryota; Metazoa; Chordata; Actinopteri; Syngnathiformes; Syngnathidae. The transcript has 9 exons. Bases 21 to 1040 code for a protein of 339 amino acids. Gene Ontology annotation, biological process: DNA catabolic process. Gene Ontology annotation, cellular component: nucleus. The record is from RefSeq and is a predicted model, not a curated record.